GGCGGUUGCGAAGGUGGAAGUCCACUGUAAUGAUUGUUUCAGGUAAUUUGUCCCUGACGCAGCACCGUAGCGCUUCACGAGGCCAAAACACUUGAGGAGUGCUGCGUUCAGCCAAUCGUCAGUACUAACCGUCAGGACUACAACAAGACUGGAAGUGGGAGGAAGGACGGGGCUCGGGUGGCAAAACAUGGCGAAAUAGCAAGUUUCGGUCUUACCUGCUGAUUGAAACUCAGCCAUUUGAGAGGAUAGACAACUUAGAAAAAGAUAAAGAAGUGGAUGCAAGGAAAGCGACGUUUAACUUUAAGAAGUGCAGCGCUCCAGCCAGCAAGUAUGACGGUGUCUGGGGUGGGAAAAUAGUGCCUGCCCGUCCGUGUUUUCCCCGCAAGGUUGGCAGUGCUAGGCGCGACUGUAAACAGAAAAUGGAUCACAUCUUUCGACCAGAACAUUAGUGAGCUAGCCAGCUGGGUGCGACUCUGCGAUGGACUUCAAAAUGUUGCUCCGCAGCAGCUUCGGCACUCCACUAAUUCAGUUUUCUCAAUGUUCUCUGUAAAUUAACUCAUCCUAAUAUCUUAAAUAGGCUAAUAUUUUUCCCAUUUGGUCGUUUUUUUAAGCUAACUUGUUAGCUAACGUCACAAGUUUUCGCCAACUAUGUCUGAAAACGCCCCCACACGAAGCCUGGAUGAAAUAGACCUCGCAGCUCUGAGGGACCCUGCUGGGAUCUUUGAGCUGGUUGAGGUUGUUGGGAAUGGAACGUAUGGACAGGUGUACAAGGGUCGCCAUGUGAAGACAGGCCAGCUGGCCGCCAUCAAGGUGAUGGAUGUCACAGAGGAGGAAGAAGAGGAGAUCAAAGCAGAAAUCAACAUGCUGAAGAAAUACAGCCACCACCGCAACAUAGCUACAUACUAUGGUGCCUUUGUCAAGAAGAGUCCACCAGGACACGACGACCAACUUUGGCUGGUGAUGGAGUUCUGCGGGGCGGGGUCAGUGACCGACCUCGUGAAAAACACUAAAGGCAGCUCCCUGAAGGAGGACUGGAUUGCUUACAUCUGCAGAGAGAUCUUGAGGGGCCUUUGUCACCUUCACAACCAUAAAGUGAUCCACAGAGACAUCAAAGGCCAAAAUGUUCUGCUAACAGAGAAUGCAGAGGUCAAGCUUGUUGAUUUCGGAGUGAGUGCUCAGUUGGAUAGAACUGUUGGCCGCAGGAACACCUUCAUCGGGACUCCCUACUGGAUGGCUCCUGAGGUUAUUGCCUGCGACGAAAACCCAGACUCUACCUACGACUUCAGGAGCGAUAUUUGGUCCUUAGGGAUAACAGCCAUUGAGAUGGCAGAAGGAGCACCUCCCUUGUGUGACAUGCACCCCAUGAGAGCCCUCUUUCUAAUUCCAAGGAACCCUCCUCCAAAACUUAAAUCAAAGAAAUGGUCCAAAAAGUUCAUCGACUUUAUAGAGGGCUGUCUCGUCAAGACAUACACCAGCCGGCCAUCCACUGAGCAGCUGCUCAAGCAUUCCUUCAUCAGGGACCAGCCCACUGAACGGCAGGUCCGAAUCCAGCUUAAGGAUCACAUCGAUCGCACGCGCAAGAAGAGAGGGGAGAAGGAAGAGACAGAGUAUGAAUACAGCGGCAGUGAUGAAGAGGAUGAAAACCGUGGCGACGAUCGAGAGUCAAGUUCAAUCCUCAAUGUUCCCGGUGAAUCCACGCUGCGCCGGGACUUCCAGCGGCUGCAGCAGGAGAACAAAGAGCGCUCAGAGGCUCACAAGAGACAACAAGCUCAACUGGCAGCUCAGCGGCGGGACACGGAGGAACACAAGAGUAAACUCCUGCACGACCGGCAGAAACGCAUCGAAGAGCAGAAGGAACAACGCCGGCGGCUUGAAGAACAACAGAGAAAGGAGCGAGAGAUGGUGAGGCAGCAAGAAAAAGGUCCCCAUCGGAGAAUCGACGAUAUGAGACGGGAAGAAGAUAGAAGGAUGGCAGAGAGGGAGCAGGAGUAUAAACGCAAACAGCUGGAGGAGCAACGGCAGUCGGAGCGGCUGCAGAGACAGCUGCAGCAGGAGCAUGCCUACUUGGUGUCUUUGCAGCAGCAGCAGGACAAGAAGCCGCAGCUUUACCACUACAACAAAAACUUGGAGCCUAACAACAAGCCUAAUUGGGCCCGAGAGGUGGAGGAGCGGAGUAAGCUCAACAGACAGGGUUCCCCCAAAAUCUGCACUACUGUCUCUGACACUAAUAUCCAGUCGCGCGCUGAUUCUAUCAGCCAAUCAGGAUCGGUCCAAUCUGCACAGACCCCACCCAUGCAGAGGCCAGUAGAACCUCAAGGGGGGCAGAGCAAGUUUCAGAUGGCUCACUUGGUUCCUUUAAAGCCUUACGCUGCCCCUGUUCCUCGCUCUCAGUCCCUCUGUGACCAGCCCACUAAGAACAUGUCCGCAUUCCCCACUCAGGAUCCUUCCCUCAUCCCCACACCUCGCCCCAUCCACUCCAGAGAGCUCGUACGCCAGAACUCCGACCCCACCUCUGAAACCCCGGCACCACUUGCACAUCAGAUCAGGGAGGAUCGAGGCCCCUGGAUCCGUUUGCCAGAUGUAGAGCUUCCUCCAAAGGUCCCUCAGAGGACAGCAUCCAUCGCUACAGCUCUUAAUACCAACUUGACCUCUGGUAUUAGGCACCCAGUGAGAGCCAGCAAUCCAGACCUCAGCCGUAACGACCGCUGGGAGAGAGGCGACAGCAUGAGCAUCAUUUCCAAUCUGCCGCAGACCGGCUCUCUGGAGAGGCAUCGCAUCCUCAGUUCCUCUAAAAUGGAUUCGCCCAUGCUUUCUCAUGAAAGCCGCCAUAGGCCAGGAGAAUCUCGUACUUCCUCUCGCCCCGGGCGCCCCGCUAGUUACAAGAGGGCUAUAGGGGAGGACCACGGCCUGUAUGCCAAGGAGCGCGCUGAAGAGCCCCCGAGGCCCCCGGUGAAGGCCAACGACUACUCCUCUUCCUCAGAGAGCAGCGAGAGUAGUGAAGAAAGUGAGAGCGGUGAAGGAGCCGAGGAGGAAGAAAGUCCAACAGAUCGCCACAGAGACGCAGACACUGACUCAGUCAACACCAUGGUUGUUCAUGAAGACGAGGCUGAGGGGGGAGAAGGAGAUGAAGCUGGAGGAUAUGGGGAUCAGACCAUGCUGGUGCAGAGAACCCCAGAGAAGAGGAAUCACAAUGGUUACACAAAUUUGCCAGAUGUGGUGCAGCCUUCCCAUUCCCCCACUGACUCAGCCUCUCACUCUUCUCCAGGGAAGGACUCAGUUUAUGACUAUCAGUCCAGAGGUUUGGUAAAAGCCUCAGGAAAAUCUUCCUUCACCACUUUUGUGGAUCUUGGCAUGUACCAAUCACCUGGUACAGGGGAUACCAUGUCUAUCAGUGACUCCAGGUUCGAGCAGCUAAAGAUGGAGGUCAGGAAAGGGUCUAUGGUUAAUGUGAAUCCCACCAACACACGGCCCCCAAAUGACACACCAGAGAUCCGCAAAUACAAGAAGAAGUUCAACUCUGAGAUCCUGUGUGCUGCACUAUGGGGUGUUAACUUGUUAGUGGGAACAGAAAACGGCCUGAAGCUGCUGGACCGAAGCGGCCAAGGAAAAGUUUACCCGCUCAUCAACUCUCGCAGGUUCCAACAAAUGGACGUCUUGGAGGGCCUCAACCUUUUGAUCACUAUAUCUGGCAAGAAAAACAAGGUGCGUGUCUAUUACCUGGCCUGGCUGAGGAAUAAGAUCCUUCACAAUGACCCUGAGGUUGAAAAGAAGCAGGGUUGGACCACUGUGGGGGAGAUGGAGGGGUGUGUGCACUACAAAGUGGUGAAAUACGAGCGGAUCAAGUUCCUGGUGAUCGCUUUAAAGAACGCCGUGGAAGUGUACGCUUGGGCUCCCAAACCUUAUCACAAAUUCAUGGCCUUCAAAUCUUUUGCAGACCUGCCGCACAGGCCUGUCCUGGUUGACCUGACGGUGGAGGAAGGUCAGAGGUUGAAGGUCAUCUAUGGCUCUUGCGCAGGCUUCCAUGCUAUUGAUGUGGACUCUGGAAACAAUUAUGAUAUCUACAUCCCAGUUCAUAUCCAAAGCCAUGUGAUCCCGCACGCCAUCGUCUUCCUGCCCAACUCAGACGGCAUGGAGAUGCUGCUGUGCUACGAGGAUGAAGGCGUUUACGUCAACACGUACGGACGCAUCAUCAAGGACGUGGUCCUGCAGUGGGGCGAGAUGCCCACCUCUGUUGCGCACAUCUGCUCGAAUCAGAUCAUGGGCUGGGGGGAGAAAGCCAUUGAGAUCCGCUCUGUGGAGACCGGUCACCUGGAUGGAGUCUUCAUGCACAAACGAGCUCAAAGGUUGAAGUUCCUUUGUGAGAGAAACGAUAAGGUGUUCUUUGCUUCGGUGCGUUCAGGCGGCAGCAGCCAGGUGUACUUCAUGACUCUGAACAGAAACUGCAUCAUGAACUGGUGAAGGAACAGCUGCUCCGGUCUGGAGCCCAGCCGGGUCGGGAGGACGAGUGCAUCUGAAUUUACGCAUGUGAACGCCACUCUCCCUCUUUCUUCUAUAGCUUGUCCAACACACACACACGUGUAAACACACACACACACACAUCUCUGAAUCCAUUCCAGCCAACACUCCUUAAGAUGCAGCUUCUGCAGAGGCAGACGCUCUCCCCAGAGUCCUCAUGAAACAUUGCUGAUAGCUUAUUAACAUCCAUUACUUUGUACUGUGUGUACAUAAAUAAUAUAUAUAUACAUAUAUUCCUGCUUGGUUUACUUUUCUUUGUUAGAUCCGUGUUCAGUCGUAGCUAUUUAGUUUUCAAUUGUGAAGUCUGUUAACAUUCCAUGACGGCUCGACAUUGCAUUUUGGCAAAGGCGUUCUUUACAAAUACUGUAUGUCGAAAUGAGAUAGCGAGUAGACGGCACCUCCGAUUUAGCCGCUGUUUACAGGGACAUGAGGUAGAAAAGAAAAAUACUGCUGGAACGCCCAUGUGCUGCAGGCUGCAGCCGCUCUGAGCGCAUUACAAAGACUCAACGUAAGGUCUUAGUAGACAUAUUACAAAUUGUGGAUGUAUCAUAAAAUGAUGUAAAAGUCCAGGUACUGUAGCUUGGCUUGUAUCUUUUCAGUUUUCUAUCUAUCUAAACUGUAAGCUUUAGUCUUGCUUUCUAGUUUCUGACAUGAACGAACCCCCAAUCAGAGCUUUGAAGUCUUCAUUAUAAGAAUUAUAAGAUUAUAAGUCCCACAGGUUAGGAAAAACCAAAAAACUGUCAAGACUCAUAUCUAAACACAUUGCUUUCAUAGAGUUCUGAAACAUAGAAAUUUGAUAUUAUAUGUAGUGAUGACGUAUUUGCAGAAGCCUUCUGGCUUUCUUGAUUUUACUGUACUUGCAUCACAAGCACACAGCUAUAUAUAUAUUUCAGAGUGGUGGAGUUGAGGAGGAACUUAUUGUGUUUGUGCAGUCAUUAUUGAGAGAACGGUGGCACACAGGGGUCUGCUCGACCUAUUAACUUCUUGAACUCGUUUGUUGCAUUUCUAUGUCGGAAGUGUCCGUCCCUGGAAUGGCAGCAGAACCGCUCUCUCAAUGCUGCCAUUUGUAUUCUUCAGAAGUUUUUGAGAAAGCUCAUCAGUCUUUAUCUUUCACAUUCUGCCAAAGUUCACAGUAUAUUUUGCAAAUAAGUGGAAGUCAGGGCCAAAGGAAGAAGAGCAGACGGAAUGAUCCUUCAGAUUAAUAAUCAGAGCUUCUUUCUAACUUUAAAAUCCAAAACUUUAACAUUUUUUUUAUCGUUUGCUCUCAAGAGCCUCCUUUAAAUAAAGUUAGAUGUACAAAAACUGACACAAACUCUUCUUGUACAAAAACUAAAUUGAUGUGUAUUUUUAUUUUAAAGUUUACAUUUAUUUUUCCCUCAUUGCUAAAACAAAAAGUCCUUGGAAAAUGAGAAAGAUUAGUGAUCUUAGUAGAUCAAUAGAUAAAUCAAUACAUUUUAAGCAAAUAUCUUUUGAGUUAUCCAAACCGUACUGUCUUUUUUUCAAGUGGAGAUCAAGAUUUUAUAGUCAGAAUAAUAAAACAUAGGCGAGCAUUGAAAGCACUUUCAUUUGAGCAAAAACACACACUCGGUUGUGCAUGUUAGACAUCGAUAAGACGAUGUCAUUGUGUGUGGAAGGUGGUGUUCCCGUCCGAAUGAAUAUCUGUUCUGUGCCAUGACCUUCAGUACAGGUUUCUCAAAAACAAUCCACUUCACGUGGGUUUUUUUUUAAAUCAAUCUGCCAUGUUUACAGUCAAAGCAGUGCCUUGAAGUUGGGAAGCCGAGAGGUUUCAGGAAAGGUCAUGAGCCCCCCCCUCCACCUCCUUUACCAACCCUUCAAAUGUCUUACUCGGCACAACCGUUCACUCCCUCGUUAGGAUGAGCAAUCGGUUAAGUGCACUUAAGAGAAAAAAGUAACCUUCCCGUGAAUGAGCUCCUUUGUGGCGUUUAACCUAAACUGAAAAACCAGACCUGUGUCCCGUUAGAAAGUAGCAAUAACAACGAUGAUGACGCGUCACUGUCGUCCUGGCGACGUGUUGAAGAUCCUCUCGCAGAAAAAAAAGCCAUGUUUGUGUUUGAAAAUUCCUGCGCGCACAUUGAAUGAAACUGCGUGUGAUGCCUGCUCAGAUUAUACAGCUUCAUAGUGCACAGAUUAAAAUAAGUGCUUGUUCUUCAAUGGUGUUGAUUGUGCUAAUCUUGUGGUGGGGAGAGUAGUUAGAAAUAUUCUGAGAAGCCUAUUUUCUGAAAUAUGUAAAUGAGUCUAUAUUGAGAAAUCAAAGUGAAUGUACAUCUACGACAGAUUUGUAUUUAUAUAAAAGUAUGUUCCACGCCAAUAACCCAAGCACAAUGUCCAAGCUGAAACCGGGUCUCGGAUUCUAUACACUUUAUUUUGCUCUUUUAGCUUUAUUUGAUCAGCUGUGAAGCUCGUCGGGGUGAAAACUAGCUGCUGUGGACGUUCAGAACGGAAAUAUAGUCUUUAGCGGAGGAGGUCUUUCAUAUUCUCAGGUGAUCCUCAGGAGAGGGGUGAUGGAGCCUUUGUCCAGAUCUACAAAAACGUAUAUUAAAUUAAAAAAAAAGACUGUCAACUAUGAGUAAUCAGUAGGUAUGUCUGUUGACAGGCUUUGCAGCCAGAAACAGAAUCAAAUUUGUGAGGCUGAUCUGCAAACUAACCAUCAUCAAUCAAAGUUAAGCUAUAAUUAAGUUAUAAUAUAUACCAAAAUAUGUUUUACGGAAGAAUAAAGUAUAUAAAUGAUUACAUAUUAUUCUUUUAGGUUCAUCUUUUGCCUCAUAUAGCCUAAAAAAUGGCUUUUAUUUUAGAUUUCCCUUAAAGCACCUUUAGUGACCUAAGCCUUGGUAACAGUUGAGUGGCUGUAAAGGCCUGCCGGUCCAUCAUCAGUGAAGGGACGCUGUCGGGUUGCAGGCUUACAGCUUUGCGCUGUGAAUAAAGACUAUAUUUUAGUUUCAUAAGCAAUACAAGCAUUCGAACAAAUCAAGAGCCGCGCUUGCAGGUAGUGGCUUUGGUGGAGAAAUGUAGGCCGGGUGGUGUGACUUUAGUUUUCUUCUCUUAAUUUGUAGUCAUCAAAAACAUGUGCUUUUAAAGUGAAUUCUCAAUCUGCCUUCAUAAUCUGUAUGAAAUGACGGGUGGAUGAUGUAACGAGGCACUUUUCUGUCACAGCUUACAUUGUAGUUUGUUUUAAACGGUCUAGCAGCUACAGCUAGAAGUGAAGCAGAUCAAAACUUGGUGAGGUUUUUUUUUUUGAUCUUAUGGCAGAAGUAUAACAUCUUUUAUUUCUUUAGAACAUUUUGUUUUUAUAUUCUUCUUCUUUAAUAGUUUUACAAUGUUUUCACGUGCGCGCGCCUGUCUGUGUUACUUGUGAAGUUUAACUCCAGAUUGUAUUUCAUAAACUUUAAAAUUUGAAGAUUGUUGAAUGAAUUCAUGUCUUAAUAAAGAUUGUUUGAAAAAUAAAA
Oryzias melastigma (Indian medaka) is the source of this 7979-nucleotide messenger RNA. It is a transcript of the gene mink1, whose product is annotated as misshapen-like kinase 1. NCBI's taxonomy places the organism in Eukaryota, Metazoa, Chordata, Actinopteri, Beloniformes, Adrianichthyidae. The transcript has 32 exons. The coding region runs from base 649 to 4458 and encodes 1269 amino acids. Gene Ontology annotation, biological process: protein phosphorylation. Gene Ontology annotation, molecular function: ATP binding; protein kinase activity. The record is from RefSeq and is a predicted model, not a curated record.